AAGAAACCGCGACCUUUGGUAUUCUCAUCUCCGUCGCUGUCCCCGCGCCAAGGGUUAAUUGCUCGCCGACUAUUACACAAUUGUGAAUUAUCGUUGGACGAUACUCGUGACCAUCGAAAUCCGCUUCCGCGAUAAAUAUCGCAGACCCCUUAUCGUUUGGUGAAAUAAAUUUCUGAUCGCUUAUGUGCUUCGAUUCGCGUUCGUCGAAGCGGCUGUACGCGCGCCAAGGUUUAAUUAAAUAAUUAGAAAUGCUCGAUUGCGCAAUCGAGAGAUGCAUCGAUCUGUUUAAAAAUACUGGCGAUUUCACAAUUAUCACAAUGCGCAACAAGUCAAAGUAUACAUACCGAAGAGGAUGGAAUUGGAAACCAGCGAUCAGAAUUUUUAGAAAAGAUUGGGUCCCCAAGGAACCUCCCCUCAGAGACGGAGCUCCUUUGGACAGUUUGUCUGGUAAAUCCCCGUUUGAAAGGGUCCAUCGCGUGAAAAAAUCAUGGUCCAGGAGCUUUCGAGAGUCGAGUAUAUCUUGGUCGUCGCGAUGCACUUGUAAUAUCGUUCCCCAGACGGUUUUCUCUGCUGGUCCACCGCCGAUACGCGCGUUGUGUUUGCUAUCCGUUGUACCGACCAUAAUUUCGCCGGCAGCUAGCCACUCGGGACUCGUCCUUUUUGCUGCACCGAAGCCUGGCUUCUGUCCGGCGCCGAUGGUACUUCGACGGAUCGUUGGGAGUCUAUUUGUGUUCUGACUUGGUUUUAAUACAGCCACCCGUGCAACGUAACCGCCCCGAUGUACUUUUACGACACACGAGAUAUGCCCUGUUAUGGGGGCCACUUCUUCGCUUCCGGUGGAGGAAACCUGUCGGUUGAAAGUAAUCGUGG
Colletes gigas is the source of this 870-nucleotide messenger RNA. RefSeq lists its product as uncharacterized. The transcript has 3 exons. Bases 249 to 737 code for a protein of 162 amino acids. The record is from RefSeq and is a predicted model, not a curated record. Lineage: Eukaryota; Metazoa; Arthropoda; Insecta; Hymenoptera; Colletidae.